AUGGACCAAAGACACCCCAUGUAUGGUUACUCGGGACCACAAAGGAGACUUAAAGCUCGAAGAAGCUUCAUUGCUAAUUCGUCCACGAUCCAAGAUUCACCGGAACAACACAGAAUACUAAAAUGGAGAGAAGAGCUACAAUGUGAAAAACCUGCUGAGAAUUUACCAUGUGGAGGAAACCAACCAUGGAUUAUUUGGAAGACAUUAAAUAGGCUAAGAACUGGAGUAGCUAAAACAAAAGUAAACAUGAUGAAAUGGGAAUACCAGAGAGAACCGCACAUACUAUGGGAAUGUGGCGAAGACCAAUCAGAUGACCACUUGUGCACACUAGCCCCACCAUUAAAUCUUGAUUUUCAUUGA
Macrosiphum euphorbiae (potato aphid) is the source of this 360-nucleotide messenger RNA. The record is from the annotation of a GenBank genome assembly. NCBI's taxonomy places the organism in Eukaryota, Metazoa, Arthropoda, Insecta, Hemiptera, Aphididae.